Messenger RNA from Strongylus vulgaris, 288 nucleotides. NCBI's taxonomy places the organism in Eukaryota, Metazoa, Nematoda, Chromadorea, Rhabditida, Strongylidae. The record is from the annotation of a GenBank genome assembly.
AUGAAGGCAGACCUCUACAAGCAUGUGCGUCGUGCUCAUGGGUAUACGACAGAGGAGAUUGAUGAGCUGAAAGGUCAGAGGAGGCAGAAGAUUGCAGCCAGUGGAAGGACUGUGAUUACUUGUAAUCACUGCGACGCACUUUUCAUCAUCACCGUGGCAUUUCAUAGCAGCGAAACACACUCGGAGAUUUAUUCACUACAAACUACAUUUUGUCCUAUUUGCAAAGAAGAAGGGAAGGUAUGCCAUUCGUCACUUUGUCGUAUCCCAAUGUGGUUAUUAUCAUCGUGA